UUCAGAUGUGUCUGUUAUGGUCAUAAGAACAGAAUGCUGGACGAUCAACUGAAAGUGAUAAUGGUUUAUAUGCCAAAAGAUAUGGAGAACAAUGCAAUAAACUGGUACACUGAAGCACAUUCAACAUAUUCAAAAUAUAAAGAUAUAGCUGAUUAUUUAAAACAAAAAUUUGAUCAUAUUUAUGGACGAAAUUGGCAAUGUAUAAUUGGACAUGAUUUUGAAAGGUAAGAAUAAUUCGUUUUUUCACUGGGUAAUUUUAAAAUGAAUGAAGAACAGAAUUGUAAAUACUUAGAUUAUAUUUUUUGAAUUGUAUAACAUUCUUUGAGGUAUUUUAUAUGCACUUUUUCAGUAAUAAAAGCUGUGCUAAAGGACUACACAGACAGUGUAAUUCCCAAUUCUGAUAGACCCAGGUAUUAAUAAUAUCGGCUUAGUAAGGUGCCUCUUCAGUAGAAUCCAACGAAUAUGCACUGAAGACAUACUUGAUGAGGAAGAAUGAAAGUUGACACAAACUCUGGUUGAUAACAACUGUCCAGACAAGUUCAUCAGGAGAUAUAAAGUAGUCAGAAAACCAAGACCCACUCUCCAACUCGCCCUUAAGAAAGAGAUGUACAUCUAGUUACCUUAUAUGGGUGAUAAUAGCAGCUUGAUAACUUGACACAGAUUGAACGUUGCUGUUAAAAAGACUUUUUAUGCAGCUGAUAUCAUAAUAAUUGAGAGUGUGAAGUCGAUAUAUCCAUCACAGCCUUUUGAACAUGCGAAAAAUGUUGUCACAACUCAAUGUAUUUGCCAAUUUUAAUGUAUGUGCGGACAAAAGGGGAGGGACAAAGGGAAGACUCAUCGAUCUCUGUAAGUAGUGGCUGGGUUCAGAGCAUAUUCCUAGGUGGCUUCAAAAGCAAAUAGAUUCUCCAGAAUCCAUUAGUAGUGAGAACAGGAAACCUAGCUCCUCUAUUGCGAAACAAAUUGUAGAGACAGGACAUAAAAUUGACGUUAACAUAUCUUUUAAACCUAUCUAUAAAACGUGUUUGGGGCGUAUCCUAAAGUUUGUGUAAGUCCUGGCAAUUAUAAAGUUUAAACCACGUUUAUGAGUUCAAAGCAACAAUUCUUCAUAACAAUAAACAUUUUGUGCUAAACUUCGUUUCGAUACCAUAGCAGCUGUACUAUCACCUCUGUUAUUUGGUUUAGUGAUCAUAAUUGUCAUUUUGACCUUCAAUAUGUCCUUUUAACUUGACCUGAAUUUAUUUUCUUACCUCUUAACUCUUUAUUAAUUUCAUGCAUAUAUCCCUAUGACAUGUCCGUGUGUGAUCAGAUUGUUCGAAAUAUGUUGUGCAAAUACAUUACAAUUAUGCCUUCUUAUUCCUUUGUCUAAUAUCGGCUGUAUUCUGAUAAUUAUAUUUAAACACAACACAGAAUUCUUAUAAUAGUUUCUUGCAAUAUACUUACCAUCAGUACAGAAUCUUCAAGUUAGUUCUCGUCAGCAGCAUAUCGUAUAACUCAACGUCAUUCUACCUGAAACUAUACAUAGUCCUCUGCAACAUUUUCCCUUCAUUAUCUUUUUGAAACAUAAAACAACAGGUUUGGAGCCAAUUCAAAAUGUCUGAGUUCAUACAACAAUGUAGGGACAUGAUUUGAAAAUAAAACAACAAGAAAUCGGUAUUAGAAUAGACUCAUUAUGAUAAAUGGAAAUCCAGGGAACUCAUCGGUUCAGGCAGACCACUAGAAACUCUACACAUCUAUGACUAGGAAACUAAUUUCAGUAAGAACAGGCAAAUCAGAGUAUUUUAAAAAUCUUAACGUCUGCUUAUAUCAAUUGCAGUUAACCAGUGUGUUUUAGAGAGAAUAUUUGCUUUUAUAAGCAUACACGGACGAAUAAAAUACUACUAAGCAUUUAUUACUAAGUAGUUUCUUGGGGUUAAGCUUACAUCACGACUCUUAUUUGUAUCAACAUACUGACAAAGACCUCUCUUAGCUUUUCAGGUCUUGACGUCUCGACCAACCUGAGGGUAAUACCUGAAAGGCCUUAUUCUGUAUAGUUUCAUCAUAAUAUUAGCCAUGAAGUCUGUUUAAGCUGAACAGUUGACUACAGUACUUAUCCUUCAGUUUCUUACAUUCUUUAUCUGUUAUUUAUUCACACUGUCUACCAAAGUUUUACAGUUCUAUGAAACGCUACGAAGCAGUUUUUUCCAAUGAAUAAUUUAGUUUUAGUCUCUAUCACUUGAUUUGGUAUUCUUUACCAUAUAGAGUUUUGCCACACUUUCAAGUGUUUCAUUUCACAGCCUAGAAGUCAUUUUAUAGCUU
Trichobilharzia regenti is the source of this 2295-nucleotide messenger RNA. The record is from the annotation of a GenBank genome assembly. NCBI's taxonomy places the organism in Eukaryota, Metazoa, Platyhelminthes, Trematoda, Strigeidida, Schistosomatidae.